This is a messenger RNA of Ruditapes philippinarum (Manila clam), 566 nucleotides long. RefSeq names its product meiosis-specific nuclear structural protein 1-like. The coding region runs from base 90 to 566 and encodes 158 amino acids. The transcript is spliced from 4 exons. The record is from RefSeq and is a predicted model, not a curated record. Gene Ontology annotation, cellular component: motile cilium. Gene Ontology annotation, biological process: cilium organization. NCBI's taxonomy places the organism in Eukaryota, Metazoa, Mollusca, Bivalvia, Venerida, Veneridae.
ACAUUUACAUCUGUCGCCAUUUUGUUGUAACCGAGAGAAAAUACCGCUUUGGAUAUUGUAAUCAAAUAUACCGACAGCAGAUUCUCAUUAUGGCAAUGAUGCGUAGAGCUCCCCUACAAACUGUGGCACAGAGGGAGCGGCAGUUAGAGAAUUCCCGCAGGCAGGAAAACGUUCGAGAGGAGACCGUUCGUAACUUGGCUCGGGAAAAAAUGCUCGAGUCCAACAUGAAUCGUGAAGAGCGACUUGAUAGUAAACGGUUUCUAAGGACACAAAUGCAGGAACAUAAAGAGCGGGAAAUGGGAGAAACCAUUCUUAAGGCCCAAAGGGAUAGGAUACAACGUGAAGAACAAAUGGCUCAAGAGGAGAGGUUGGCACAAGAACUCGAGCGUAGGAAGCUGGACGGGAUUAGGGACGAAAAAAUGAGGCAACAAAUUAGAGAGACAAGUUUAGAGUUGCGGGAGCUAGAGGCGAAACUGAAGUCGGCCUACAUGAAUAAAGAACGCACUGCGCAGAUGGCAGAGAAAGAAGCGGUGAAAUUUGACAUUAUGGUAAGGUCACUGUUGUAG